AUGGAAAACUCAAAACCACUUGUGUUACCAACUGUUCUUAAGGGAGGAAACUAUCUCAUGUGGUCAAGGACCACCAAAACCGCACUAUGUGGCCGCGGACUUUGGAGCCAUAUUGAAGGAACAAGAGCCCCAAAGAAAGUCACCAAAGAAGAUGGUAGAGAAACUACCAAAGAAGACAAGAAGAGUCUAAGCUCGAAGAAGAAGUCAAAUGGUUUCAAGAAGACCAGACUAGAAUUAUGGGAGACACUGAAGAAUGUAUUUGGCAACAUAUCCAAUCUUACUCGAGUCUUUGAUGUUAAGAAAGCUAUCAAUGACCUAACUCAAGAGGAUAUGCAAUUCAACAAGCACUUUGGAAAGUUUAGGUCUCUAUGGGCAGAAUUUGAGAUGCUCAGACCAAACACCAUGGAUCUUGCGGUUCUUAAUGAGAGAAGGGAACAAGAUAAGGUCUUUGCUCUCCUCCUAACUCUCAAUCGGACCUUUAAUGACCUCAUUAAGCAUAUCCUUCGGGCAGACAAACUACCUAGUCUCGACGAUGUCUGCUCACACAUUCAGAAGGAACAAGGCUCACUCGGUUUGUUUAUGGGAAAAGGUGAACUUUCAAUGGCAAACAAAGGAACCUAUCGACCUGAUGAGAGAAGAUCAAAGGGAGGAUGUGAACACUGCAAGCGUAAGAACCACACCAAAGAUAAGUGUUGGUUUUUGCAUCCUCAUCUAAGACCCAAUGUGAUCAACAAGGAGCCUAUAGCUAACAUAACCAGAGUUAAAGAUGAACAAAGUGACGCGGGUGCAUCAAGGAAUGGAGAAGGAAUGGUGUCAGGAGAUUAUGUGAAGAAAUCAGACUUGGAAGCCUUCUUCAAAUCUCUAGCUGCCAACCAAGACUCUGGUAAAACCUUCUUCACUCCUAGUUCAAAUAGGUCUCUUGUUGUUGACUCUGGUGCAUCACACCACAUGAUUAGUAACUCGAACCUACUUGACAAUAUAAAAUCGGCUAGAGGUAACGUUAUAAUAGCUAAUGGUGAUAAUAUUCCGGUUCAAGGAAUUGGUAGUUUAAGGUUAUUUGAUAAAGAAUCAAAAGCUUUCUACAUGCCUAGGUUCACUUCCAAUCUUCUCUCUGUUAAAAGGGCAACAACUGAUCUAAACUGUUAUGCAAUAUUUGGGCCUAAUGAUGUUCAAUUUCAGGAUAUUGAGUCUGGAAAAUUACUUGGAGAAGGUGGUACCAAAGAUGACCUUUACAUUCUUGAUGACCCCUCACCAAGUGCUUCCAAAUCUAUCUUUGCUAGUUGUUUAAAUGUUUCUUUUAACGCUAUGUGGCACGCUAGAUUAGGCCAUCCUCACUCUCGAGCUCUUGAGUUAAUGCUUCCUAAUGUUUUGUUUGAUCAUUCUAGAUGUGAAGCCUGUAUUCUCGAGAGGAAGAACAAGCACUUAAUGGAGGUCGCACGCUCAAUGAUGUUUCACACUAAUGUUCCUAAAAGAUAUUGGGGAGAUGCAGUGAUGACAACAUGCUAUCUCAUCAACCAAAUCUCAACAAAAGUGUUAGGCGAUGUGUCACCGUUCGAGGUAUUAAAUACGGUAAAACCACCUAUUGAUCACCUAAAAGUAUUCGGUUGUGUUUGCUUUGUGUUUAUACCAAGAGAACUGCGAAACAAAUUGGAUGCUAAGAGCACCAAGUGCAUGUUCCUUGGCUACUCAACUACGCAGAAGGGAUACAAAUGCUUUGAUCCUGCCAACAACCGUAUAUUUGUUUCAAGGGAUGUUAAGUUUCUGGAAAACCAAGGCUACUUUGAGAGAAGGGACUGGAGUGAUUUGGAAAACUUGGCAAAACCAACUAAUAGAUCGGCUAGUCUCAAGUUUCUUCUUGAUCAUCUUAGAGCUCAGUCAAGAACUGAAACAUUACUGCAGAUACAAGGCGAUAUAGCUCCUGAAAACGUAGAGGAAACCUUGACAGAGACUCACCAACUGCAGCUCUGCUCGACUUAA
This is a messenger RNA of Camelina sativa (false flax), 1977 nucleotides long. Lineage: Eukaryota; Viridiplantae; Streptophyta; Magnoliopsida; Brassicales; Brassicaceae. The record is from RefSeq and is a predicted model, not a curated record.